AUGGUCUACUACUUCAGCUCCAACACCGUGUCUCCUGCGGCCUUCAUAUACGUCGGCAAAGACAAAGUCGAGAAUGAAGAGCUGAUCAAAUACGGCUGGGAUGAAGACGUCUGGUUCCACGUGGACAAUCUUUCCUCGGCACACAUCUACGUGCGGUUGCCCGAGGGGCAAGACUGGGAAAGUAUUGAUCAAGGGUUGUUGGUCGACUGUGCGCAAUUAACGAAGGCGAAUAGUAUCGAAGGCAAUAAGAAAGACAAUAUCAUCAUCGUGUACACACCAUGGUCCAAUCUCAAGAAGGAUGGAAGCAUGGCUGUCGGUCAAGUGGGAUUCAAGGACCAGCGCAAGGUCAAGCGAAUACAUGUGGAAAAGCGAGAAAAUCCCAUCGUCAAUCGCCUCAACAAGACAAAGACCGAGAAGUACCCCGACUUAGCUAUGGAGAAAGAGGCUCGCCAAAAAGAGUUGAGGAAAAAGGACAGGGUCGCGCAGCAGGCACGGAAGAAAGAAGAAGCCCUAAUCAUGAAAGAGAGGAAAGAGCAAAAGUACCAGAAGGAUCAUGCCUACGAUGAUCUCUUCACCGAAGAGAACAUGGCGUCGGCUAGCAACCAAGAUCGGUCUGAGGAUUUCCUGGACGACUUCUUCUAG
Molecule: messenger RNA, 642 nt
Organism: Didymosphaeria variabile
Lineage: Eukaryota; Fungi; Ascomycota; Dothideomycetes; Pleosporales; Didymosphaeriaceae
Gene: CCDC25
Product: Coiled-coil domain-containing protein 25
Exons: 5
Coding region: 1-642 (213 amino acids)
Source: RefSeq, a predicted model, not a curated record